CAGCGGGAAGCUGGUGGGAAAGAAGUCCUCAUAGAGGUCGUAAGGAGCGAUCCCUCCCCAGUGUGGAGUUAAUAAAGGGCCCUCCCUUCCCUCCCUCCCUGGGAGGGGAGGAGAAGAAAGGACUGCACGGAGCUCCAUGAUCCAGCCCGAGUCCAGAUCGACAGAGGGGGGUACACCAUGACUCUCUUCUGACAGUUGUUUCCUUCCUCCAGCCCUCGCACUUAGUAAACUUCAGUUUGUGCCGUGUGUGUGUGCGUGUCAUAUCAUAUGAACUCAUCCUGCCUCCUGUGAACGCUUCGCAAACAGGCGGCUUCUCAGGAAAACUUCGUCCAGCUGGUCCUGCUUCGGGAACAUGGGCAAGCGUCCCUUCGCUCUCCAGAUCUUUGCACUGAUUGCGUUCGCCGCCGGAGUUUGCGGUGAGGAUAUCUGUGCUACAAGAGGUGUGAACUCAUGCCAACAGUGCUUGUCUGUGAGUCCACGCUGUGCUUGGUGCUCUCAGGAGGGCCUGUCCCCGGGAUUCUCUCGCUGUGACUUGAAGGUCAAUCUCUUGAACAAUGGCUGUCCAAGUGACUUUAUUGAAGAUCCAGCCAGCAGCACCAGUAUUCUGGAGGCCAGACCCCUCAGUGAUAAAGGCUCAGGAAAGAACGUUGUCCAAAUGACACCGCAGAAGAUUCGGCUCCACCUGCGGCCAGAUGACUCCCAAACCUUCUCAGUUCAAGUGCGCCAAGUAGAGGACUACCCUGUGGACAUCUACUACCUUAUGGACCUGUCUAAUUCCAUGAGGGAUGAUCUCCGCACCAUCCAGACCUUAGGUACCAGGCUUGCCACAGAAAUGCGUGAGGUGACCAGCAACCUGAGGAUUGGCUUUGGAGCGUUUGUGGACAAGCCUAUGGCUCCUUACAUGUACAUUUCCCCUCCAGAAGCCAUCAAAAAUCCAUGCUACGAUUUGAAACCACCAGAUAACCACUGCCUGCCAAUGUUUGGCUACAAGCAUGUCCUAGCGCUCACGGAUGAGGUGGAGCGUUUCAAUGAGGAGGUGAAGAAGCAAAAUGUGUCGAGGAACCGUGAUGCUCCCGAAGGAGGGUUUGAUGCCAUCAUCCAAGCAAUUGUCUGUGAUGACAAAAUUGGCUGGAGGCAGGAUGCCUCUCACUUGCUGGUCUUCACUACAGAUGCCAAGACACACAUUGCUUUGGAUGGGAGACUCGCAGGAAUUGUGACACCCAAUGAUGGGCAAUGCCACAUCGACAACAACAACUUCUAUGCAGCUUCUACCACACUGGACUAUCCAUCGCUUGGUCUCAUGGCAGAGAAAUUGUCCCAGAAAAACAUCAACUUGAUCUUUGCUGUGACUCACACCAUUGUGGCUCUUUACCAGAGCUACAGUGAGCUGAUCCCUGGCACUACUGUGGGGAUCCUGUCGACAAAUUCCAACAAUGUUUUGCAACUCAUUUUGGAUUCAUAUAGUAAAAUCCGUUCCAAGGUCGAACUGGAAGUACGGAACCUUCCAGAGGAAUUGUCCCUGUCAUUCAAUGCCACCUGCCUGGAUAAUGAAGUCAUUCCUGGAGUUAAGUCCUGUGUUGGUCUGAAGAUUGGAGACACAGUGAGCUUCAGUAUCGAGGCAAAGGCGCGUGGUUGCCCUCAGGUACAGAAGAGGACGUUUACCAUCAAGCCAGUGGGCUUUGAGGACAGCCUGACAGUGGAGGUGAACUUCGAUUGCGAUUGUAGUUGCCAGCAGGAUGCCCAGCCUAACAGCGACAGCUGUAACCACGGCAACGGCACCUUUGAGUGCGGGAUGUGCCGCUGCUACCCGGGCCGGCUAGGCUUCCACUGCGAGUGCUCGGAGGAGGAUUACAGUCCUUCCCAGCAGGACAACUGCAGCCCCCGUCUGGGGGAACCUCCCUGCAACCAACGUGGGGAAUGCAUCUGCGGCCAGUGUGUUUGUUACAAUAGUGGCUUUGGCAAGUUCUCUGGCAAGUACUGCGAAUGCAACGACUUCUCCUGUGUCCGCUUCAAGGGAGAGCUGUGCUCUGGUCAUGGGAAAUGCGUCUGCGGUGAUUGUGACUGUGACCCUGACUGGACAGGAGCCUACUGCAACUGUACCACUCGGACUGAUACCUGCAUGUCUGGCAAUGGGCUGGUUUGCAGUGCUCAUGGGUACUGUGCCUGUGGGAAAUGUGUCUGCACCCAGCCUGGCUCUUUUGGGGACACCUGUGAGAAGUGUCCAACCUGCCCUGAUGCCUGUACCAUCAAGAAGGACUGUGUAGAAUGUAAGAAGUUUGAGAGGGGGACCCUGAUGGAGAAAGAUACCUGCAACCGUCACUGCCGUGAUGAAAUUGAGUUGGUGCAGGAGCUGGGAGACAAGAAGAAUGCUGUGAACUGUACUUACAAGGAUGAGAAUGAUUGUGUGGUUCGUUUCCAGUACUAUGAGGACUCCAGUGGCAAGUCCAUCCUCUAUGUUGUUGAGGAACCAGACUGUCCCAAGGGGCCAGACGUACUUGUAGUUCUCCUUUCAGUGGCUGGAGCCAUCUUGCUUAUUGGCUUGGCUACCCUGCUCAUCUGGAAACUGCUCAUCACCAUCCAUGACCGCCGGGAGUUUGCCAAGUUUGAAGAAGAGCGGUCCAAGGCUAGAUGGGACACGGCUAACAACCCAUUGUACAAGGGAGCCACUUCCACAUUCACCAACAUAACAUACCGUGGGAAUUCAUGAAGGGAGAUGAGGCCUUGCAGGCCCUUCCCCAUUCAUGUUUACAGAACAGCCUGUGCUGGGGUGCGUGUGUGUAUGUGUGUGUAUGUAUGUAUGUAUGUAUGCUGGGUGGGCUGUAUUUUAAUGACAAUUGCUUAAGUUGUUUGAGGGCCUUUGCUCUUCAUUGCUCUGCUGUCACGCAAGAAUGGCUGCACACGAUCCUCUCAAGAUCCUCUGCUUACCUCAGCUCGCUCCGUAUUGCGAGCCAGACUUAUACACUGAAGAAGGAGAAAGCAGGUCUUUCUCUACAGUGGGGACAGCACUGUAUAAAUCUCUGGGGCCCACAGGACACUCUGCUUGGGAAAAAAAAUCAGGGGCAAAAAUGUUGGGGUAUGUAACCUAGUUCAGAAGGGUUUAAAAAAAAGAAAGAAAGAAAGAAACAGUGAUGUUUGGGGUGGGCAAUGGUUCAGCAACAAAGUUCUCCAACUUGGAAUAGCUGAGUUAAUUGCAAGUUAAGCCCAAACACCCUCUGAAAUCCAGUCCUAGUUGAUAAUGACUUGUCUAGUGCUAUCCAUCUCCCUUUCCCAUCCAAGCUUUACUGGGCAGUGGCCUUGGUGCCACCAGUUAAGUUUUGGGGAAGAGAAGGGGGUGGGGUGGGGGCUUCAUGUUGGGUUUGAGAGGCUACCUCAGGCUUAUCACACUUCCUAAGAUCUCACUGGGAGUGCAGUAGGGGUGAACUUCAAAAGAGACUCAGAAAUAGAAAGUAUUUUUUUCUGGAUUUGGUUUAAAAAAAUUACUUCAACCCAUUUUGAACUUUGCUGAGGGGAAGCUCACCUCUCUCUAGUUUUUACUGCAUGGGACAGAAAGUCUUACAUAUUUGUUUUUAGAAUAUAUCUUCUGUUUUCUUUCUCUCCAGAAUCAUGGCUGUCUGGUAUUUAAUUUCUUAAAAGAGAGAGGUGUUAGUGUGUGUGUACCUUCAAACUUGCCUUGAAACUACACUCUGUGACACACACACACACACCCCAUAUAAUUUAUAGAGAGGCUCAUGAGGGGCUCAGAUGUCUUCACUUUAGUUUGGUGAAGACAGAAAAGGCACUCCGCACAUUCUCAUUCCUUUUGCAUUAUGAUUUUUUAUUUUCUAAGGCUGAGCCCUGGCUCAAAUUAUGUUUGGGUCAAUACUUCACACAAUAGAUCUCACCUUGAAUAUAUGGUCGUGCUGGGGUGGCUUUGUGAAGGGCCCCGAUAGUUCAGUGGUAAAGCAUACACUGAAAGCCCCUAACUCAAUUACUGGCAUCUCUAGUUAAAACCUGAGUAGUAGUGCUGGGAAAGGCCUUGCUGUACCUCAGACCCUGAAGAGCUGCUGCCAGAGUGGGCCAUAGGGAGCAAAAUAGACCUGUGGUCCAACUCAUAGUAAGGCAGUUUCAUACGUACCACAUAAACCUAGAGUGCUCUUGUCAAGAUGUGAUGUGUGUCCCUCUGAGCCUUCAAUAUGUUGCCCCAUACCUUACAAUCUCUGGAGGUGCCCCCGUUACCCCCAUGGGGUCUUCUCAGGUCCUACUUUAUUUUCAGGACCCAAAGAGUCACCUUCAGGUGAUGAGACAUUUGCAUUUUGGGUGACGGAAAAGCUCCUACCAAAAUUGUCCUCAGGUUUGAGCCUGCCAUUAAAGAGGGGGCCCGCCCAAUGGACCCUUUCUCUCUGGGCUCUAGUUGCUCCAGCUAAUGCCCAAAGUUGCUCUCUAGUUGCUCCAAAGUGUAUAAAUACGGGUCAAAAGAUUCCCCUGUGGACUGUGAUCUCCCACAGAAUCACAUACGUUCACAGCUGGCCACUCGCACAGGAAACGUUCUCAAAAGCCUCUGUGGUUGCUCACCUCUGGAAACCCACAGACCUUUCUAGAAGUAGGAACGGCAGCACACAUAUUUUCACUCUUCCUCUUUCCUGGAGCCCAGUCCACAUGCUGCCCACGCCAGCACAUCCACGGCACUAAUGCUUUCUCUCACACCCAGGAGCCACCCCACCCCUCCCCCCGCCUCAGCCAAAGAGUUUGCACAUUUAUGACACACACAUCUGCCUCUGGGAUUAAGAAGACUUAUUGCUACAAUUAGCACAAUAUAUUUGAAGUAGGAGAACAUGGGUUUGCUAUUUAAGAAAGCUGAGGUUCCCUCUUAGUGUUUUUUCUUACAAAGAAAGCUCACACGGUACCAGCUUACAUUUACAGAGGGGAUAUCCCUUUGUAUUCCUCAUUCCUCCCCUUCCCUCUUUCAGUAAUGCACAAUCCUUUCAAAAAGUUAUCAGCUGGUGUGGAUUGCUAGCAGGAGAAGUGAAGUAAGUCUAUUGUGGCAAUGUGUGGCAGAUCCUAAUAAAAUCAGAUUUGUCUCAGCCCACUAA
Messenger RNA from Hemicordylus capensis (graceful crag lizard), 5069 nucleotides. It is a transcript of the gene ITGB3, whose product is annotated as integrin subunit beta 3. The record is from RefSeq and is a predicted model, not a curated record. Lineage: Eukaryota; Metazoa; Chordata; Lepidosauria; Squamata; Cordylidae. Gene Ontology annotation, cellular component: focal adhesion; integrin complex; cell surface. Gene Ontology annotation, biological process: integrin-mediated signaling pathway; cell-matrix adhesion; cell migration. Gene Ontology annotation, molecular function: zinc ion binding; integrin binding; fibronectin binding. The transcript is spliced from 15 exons. Bases 353 to 2707 code for a protein of 784 amino acids.